Peromyscus maniculatus bairdii (prairie deer mouse) is the source of this 3228-nucleotide messenger RNA. RefSeq names its product pregnancy-specific glycoprotein 22-like. Gene Ontology annotation, molecular function: protein tyrosine kinase binding. Gene Ontology annotation, biological process: signal transduction; regulation of immune system process. Gene Ontology annotation, cellular component: plasma membrane; cell surface. The record is from RefSeq and is a predicted model, not a curated record. Lineage: Eukaryota; Metazoa; Chordata; Mammalia; Rodentia; Cricetidae.
AUGGAGUUGUCCUCUGUGCUUCCCUGUAAGGGCUGUAUCUCUUGGCAGGGGCUACUGGUCACAGCCUCCCUUUUAACCUGUUGGCACCUACCCACCACUGUCCAAGUCAUUAUUGAAUUAGUGCCACCUGAUGUGGUUGAAGGAGAAAAUGUCCUUCUCCUUGUCCGCAAUCUGCCAGAGAAUCUUGAAGCCUUUGUCUGGUACAAAGGGGUGACAAAUAUGAACCUUGGAAUUGUACUUUAUUCGCUGGACACUAAUUUAAGAGUGGAAGGGCCUGAAUACAGUGGUAGGGAGACAGUGUACAGAAAUGGAUCCCUGCAUCUCCAAGAUGUCACCCAGAAGGACACUGGAUUUUAUACCCUACGAUCAAUAAACAGACAUAAAGAAAUCAUAUCAACAACAUCCAUAUACCUCCACGUGUACUCUUUCCUUUGGAGCUGUGGGCCCCUUUCCACAUCUGCCCAACCCACUAUUGAAUCUGUGCCCCCCAUCAUUCCCGAGGGGGGAAGUGUUCUUCUACUUGUUCACAAUCUCCCAGAAAAUCUUCGAUCCCUUUUCUGGUAUAAGGGGAUGAUUGUGUCCAACAACUUUGAGGUGGCAAGACACAUAAUAACCAUGAAUUCAAGUGUGCUGGGCCCUGCACACAAUGGUGGAGAGACAGUGUACAGCAAUGGAUCCCUGCUGCUCCACAAUGUCACCUGGAAGGACACUGGAUUAUACACCCUACGGACUCUAAGUACAGAUAUGAAAACAGAAUUAGCACAUGUGCAACUCCAGAUGGACACCUCCCUUUCUCCAUGCUGUAACCCUCUCAACUCUUCCCAACUCAUGAUCCAACCUAUACCUCAGUAUGCUGCUGAAGGGGAAAGUGUUCUUCUCCAAGUACAUAAUCUUCCAGAAGAUCUGCAAGCCUUUUCCUGGUAUAAAUCAAUGCAUAGUGCCCUUGUUCUUAAAAUUGUGGAAUACAGCAGAGCCAUGAAUUCCACCACCUGGGGGAGUGCACACAGCAGAAGAGAGGCGGUGUACACCAAUGGGUCCCUGAUGCUCCAGGAUGUCACUGAGGAAGAUGCAGGAAUGUACACACUAGAAAUUUUAAAUAGAGAUUUCAAAAUCGAUAAAGCAGAUGUGCAUCUCCAUGUGAACACCUCCCUUUUCACCUGCUGGCACCUGUCCACCACUGCCCAAGUCACCAUUGAAUCAGUGCCGCCCCAAGUGGUUGAAGGAGAAAACGUCCUUCUACGUGCCAACAAUCUGCCAGAGAAUCUUCUAGCUUUCUCCUGGUACAAGGAGGUGAGGAAUGUGAACCUCAGAAUUGCACUAUUUGCACUGAACACUAAUCAGAGUGUGAUGGGGCCUGAACACAGUGACAGAGAAAUGGUGUACAGCAAUGGAUCCCUGUGGCUGAAAAAUGUCACCAAGAAGGACACAGGAUUGUAUACCCUACGAACAGUGAAUAGAGCUGGUAAAAUUGUAUCUACAACAACCAUGUACUUCCAUGUGUACACCUCCCUUUUCACCUGUGGGCACCCUCCCCACUCUGCCCAGCCCACUAUUGAAUCAGUUCCACCCAGAGUUGCUGAAGGGGGAAGUGUUCUUCUACUUGUUCACAAUCUCCCAGAGAAUCUUCAAGCUCUUUACUGGUACAAAGGGGUGAUUGCUUACAAGAAUUUUGAGGUUGCUCGACACCUAAGAGCCAUGGAUUCAAGUUUGCAGGGGCCUGCACACAGUGGUAGAGAAGCAUUGUUCAGGAAUGGAUCCCUGCUACUCCACAAUGUCACCUUGAAGGACGCUGGAUUCUACACCCUACGAACUCUGACUACAGAUCUAAAAGCUGAAGUAGCCCAUGUGCAACUCCAGGUGAACACCUCCGUUUCUACAUGCUCUAACACUCCAACCUCCACCCAAGUCACAAUCGAAUCAGUGCCUCAGUAUGUUGCUGAAGGAAAAAGCGUUCUUUUCCUAGUUCAUAAUCUGCCAGAAGAUCUUCAAGAAUUUUUCUGGUACAAAUCAGUGUAUAGGACAGACAUCUUUAAAAUUGCAGAAUACAACAGAGCCACAAAUUCCACCAUCUGGGGGCUUGCACACAGCCAAAGAGAAAUGGUGUACAGCAAUGGAUCUCUGCUGAUCGAGGGCAUCACUGAGAAAGAUGCAGGAUUAUACAUGCUAGAAACUUUGAACAAAGAUUACAAAAUUGAGAAAGCAUUUGUGCAACUCCAUGUGAACACCUCCCUUUUCACCUAUGGGCAACCUCCCCACUCUGCCAAGCCCACUAUUGAAUCAGUGCCACCCAGUGUUGCUGAAGGGGGAAGUGUUCUUCUACUUGUUCACAAUCUCCCAGAGAAUCUUCAAGCUCUUUACUGGUACAAAGGGGUGAUUGCACACAAGAAGUUUGAGGUUGCCCGACACCUAAGACAAAUAGAUUCAAGUUUGCAGGGGCCUGCACACAGUGGUAGAGAAGCAUUGUUCAGGAAUGGAUCCCUGCUACUCCACAAUGUCACCUUGAAGGACGCUGGAUUCUACACCCUACGAACUCUGACUACAGAUCUAAAAGCUGAAGUAGCCCAUGUGCAACUCCAGGUGAACACCUCCGUUUCUACAUGCUCUAACUAUCCAACCUCCACCCGAGUCACAAUCGAAUCAGUGCCUCAGUAUGUUGCUGAAGGGAAAAGUGUUCUUCUCCUAGUUCAUAAUCUGCCAGAAGAUCUUCAAGAAUUUUACUGGUACAAAUCAGUGCAUAGGACAGACAUUUUUGAAAUUGCAGAAUAUAGCAAAGCCACAAAUUCCACCCUCUGGGGGCUUGCACACAGCCAAAGAGAAAUAGUGUACACCAAUGGAUCCCUGCUGAUCGAGGGCAUCACUGAGAAAGAUGCAGGAUUAUACAUGCUAGAAACUUUGAACAAAGAUUACAAAAUUGAAAAAGCAUAUGUGCAACUCCAUGUGAACAAGCCUGUGACACAGCCCUUCAUUCGAAUCAUUGACACCACAGUCACAGUACAAAGCUUUGUGGUCCUCACUUGCUUCUCAGCUGACCCUGGAAUCUCCAUCCAUUGGAUCUUCAAUAACCAGAGUCUGCUGCUCUCAAACAGGAUGACCCUGUCCCCCCAAAAUUGCCAGCUCAGCAUUUAUCCUGUCAGGAUGGAGGAUGCUGGAGAGUAUAAAUGUGAGGUCUCCAACCCAGUCAGUUCAAAGACUAGUCUCCCAGUCAUCCUGGUCGUGAAGAAUGAGUAA